This is a messenger RNA of Onychostoma macrolepis, 3908 nucleotides long. Its product is annotated as solute carrier family 45 member 3. The record is from RefSeq and is a predicted model, not a curated record. The coding region runs from base 753 to 2447 and encodes 564 amino acids. The transcript is spliced from 6 exons. Gene Ontology annotation, biological process: transmembrane transport. Gene Ontology annotation, molecular function: sucrose:proton symporter activity. Gene Ontology annotation, cellular component: membrane. NCBI's taxonomy places the organism in Eukaryota, Metazoa, Chordata, Actinopteri, Cypriniformes, Cyprinidae.
GAUAGAUGGGUAGAUAUAGAGGGACUGAUGGAUGGAUGGAUAGAUAGAUACUCAAUAAGAAAGACUAUUUUCCAUAUUUUAGAUUAAUAACUCUGUUGAGCCUAAUCUGGUUUGAGUUGGUCUCUCAGGCUGGCAAGAUGGUUUGUUUAUAGCCUAUGCUAUUGUAGGUACUAUAAUAUAUUAUAUAUAGCCUAUAUUAUAUACUACUAUAUUAUAUAUUGGGCGUUUUAGUAUAUUGAUCCAUUUAAUAGAAACGCAAUUAUUUUGUUGAAAAUAAGUAAAAUUAGAAACUGUUUUUCAGACGCAAAUUCAGGAACUUGAAUGAAAACAGUCCCUGUGUCUAAAGUAAAAUUCGGAUGUGGCUCUCAAAACGUUGAACAAAGUGAAAUUCCGUGCUCUUUUUUCUCUUCUUUGGUGGCUGACCUGAGCUCAAUGCGAGGAUUUAACCCAUCCUCUCUACACCUCCCUGGUCCGAGCAGUGAUUCAUGCCUUUUUUCCCGGAUAAUUUCAGCACGUCACGGAGUCCUUCCCACAAAGUUAGGAAACAGCGGAGCGUCCGUGGAAGCACACGAGAGCCGCGUCUGGAAGAUCAAGAAUGCUGAAGACACAAUGGAUCCCCUAGUUCAUCUGAGCCCGUUGAGAGUCCGAAUCUCUGCUCUCCCACACCCAACGCGCCCACCUCGUCCCUGGGCACCCGACCCUGUGCCUUUCGCCUUCUCCUGGAAGACUGAGUAGAGUUUUCACACCGACUCAUGGGAGAAAAGGUGAACCCUUCCUGUGUAAAUAUGACUGGAUGGAGGUCUCAGUGGCGUCUGGUCCUGCUCAACUCGUUGACGUGUGGCCUGGAGAUCUGCGUGGCGGCUGGGAUCACCUACGUGCCCCCUCUGUUGCUGGAGGCUGGCGUGGAGGAACAGUACAUGACGAUGGUCUUAGGUAUUGGACCUGUCCUGGGACUUCUCUUCAUCCCCCUGAUUGGCUCAGCCAGCGAUCACUGCAACAGCAGCUACGGCCGACGGCGACCCUUCAUAUGGCUGCUGUCGUUGGGAGUUCUCCUAGCCCUUUUUAUCAUACCACAUGCUGACGUGUUGGCCGCCAACUUGAGCUGGGGCAGCACCCGCCGCAACCAGGCUCUCCAGGUGGGCCUGCUCAUCCUAGGCGUGGGCCUAUUGGACUUCUGCGGACAGGUGUGCUUUACACCCCUGGAGGCGCUACUCUCAGAUCUCUACCGUGAACAGGAUGACUGUGGACAGGCUUUCGCUAUGUUCUCCUUCAUGGUAAGCCUUGGAGGUUGUGUAGGCUAUUUGCUACCCGCCCUGGACUGGAGCGGUGGGCUCCUUUCCUUCUACCUGGGUGGUCAGGCUGAGUGCUUGUUCUCCCUCCUCAUCCUCAUCUUCGUGAUCAGCGUGUUAGUGACCAUGAAAGUGUCCGAGGAGCCCUUGUCCACCGUGGAACCGGGGCCGUCGGAGCCCGGACGGUGUUUUCCACGCUCGUGCUGCUAUCUGUUUCAGUGUAAGCUGCGGUCUCUGAAGUCCGGCCCGCUCAUGUGCCUGCUGAGGACUUGCUGGUCCAUGACACCGGUCAUUUAUCGCAGCUACUGCCACGUGCCGCGUGUCAUGCAACAGCUGUGUUUGGCGCAGCUCUGCAGCUGGAUGGGUGUCAUGUCCUUCAUGCUCUUCUACACAGAUUUUGUCGGCGAGGGAUUGUACGAAGGAGUUCCCAGCGCCGCUCCGGGUACCGCUCUCAGGCAGCGCUAUGAUGAAGGUAUCCGUAUGGGCAGCCUGGGCUUGUUCCUGCAGUGCGCUACCUCAACCUUCUUCUCGCUGGUCAUGAGCAGACUAGUGCGUCUCUUUGGGUCCAGGACGGUCUAUCUGAGCAGCAUGGUGUGCUUCACCAUCUCCGCUCUGUUCAUCUGCUUGUCUAAGAGCGUCCUGUUGGUCACAUCUAUGUCGGCCCUCACUGGCUUUGCCUAUGCCACACUACAGACACUGCCUUACACGCUUACCUGCCACUACCACAAAGAAAAAGAGGUGUACAUGCAAAACAGCAAAACCAAAAAAAUGCACACAAAUGGAUUCACCAUCACAAGGGAUUCUGUUUGUCUGACACUAGACAACGGCCCUGGAGAUCUCAACCACAAGAUUGGCACUUCCAAUGGGCAUGUUCCUCACAGUAGAGAUGAACCAGAGUAUUACCCACCUGUGCAUCAGAAUGCUGCCCCCCUUGGUCUGGAGUCAGAGGAUUUUGAGAAACGUGGGGUGGGACUAGACUUUGCCAUUCUGGACAGCACCUUCCUUCUCUCUCAGGUCUUCCCCACCCUCUUCAUGGGCAUGAUCGUCCAGUUCACAGAGUCCGUCACUGCGUACAUCGCCUCUUCUGCCAUCUUUGGUGCCAUUGGCAUCUAUUUCGCCACCCACAUCAUCUUUGACCAAAAGGACCUCAGAAGCUGAAAGAAGCAGUAAUCAUGUCAUGUUUGCUUUGAGGAUGAAUUGUGUUUUCUCAGAUCUCUAUGGGACUAAUGGACACAUCAAACUGGACUUGAUGUAAUUCCUGUUGUGUUUUAAAUACUUUUUGUAAAGAACUAUUUUAUUGUAUAUAUAUUUUUAUAUUGAUAAUAUAUAAAUAUAUUUAUAUCCCUAUGGGAAUUUUUAUGCAACCUGUUUUGGCAAGGUCUGUAUUUAUGUAGUAUUUUAAUCUUGUUUGACUUGUUUGUCAAACAAAAGUGUCUUAACUUUGUUUUGUUUUUUAAUCUGAAGUCUUGGUCAGUAACCAAGACUAAUAGCACAAUAUUGUCAUGUAUAGAAUCUCAAUCUGGUGUUCAAAUGACAAUCUGGGAUAUUUUUCUUCAGGUAACUUUACACACAGACCUAAGCUACCUAUUCAAAGUGUUGCAAACCAUGAUCACCAAUUGGACUUUUCUGUUACAGUAGGUUACUUUUGCAAAACUAGCAUUUGUAAUGUUCUAUUUAAGUAAUGCAUCUGUAAGUACACUCACCAUUGGUCAGAUAGUGUGUGUGUGGAGCUUUAUGUGUAUGAGUGUUGUGGGGUGUGAAAAGUGGCAAGAUUCUCAGGAUGGACUUGUCGUCCAGUUGAAAAAUCAUCAGUCCAAUCAUAGCACAAUGAACUAAUAAAAGAGGUACUGAUAUUUUAAAUGUUCACAAAAUGUUCUUAUCCUUUCCUUUUUUAUUUUAAAUGAACUAUUUAAAGUGGUGACAUUUAUCACAUCUAAUGCAGUAUGUCUGUUGUUUACAGUUAAAAUUCAGAUACAUUUUUUCCUUUGUGAUUUUCAUCAAACAAAUGCCAUGAGCAAUUUUGUUUUACUGGUAGGUUUCAGAAGAUGUCAUGCUGUGUUGUGUUAUGUCUGUUUGUCCCCUGCAAAAGUGGCAUAUAUAUAUAUAUAUCAAUAAUUUUCACCAUUCAAUAAAUUUCCAUUGGAUAAUAUACUUUUUUUCUUAUUGAAUGGUCACAUAAGUGAAAUAUGUAACACUAUUUCAUGUUUCAUUUUAACAUUUCAGAAAUUUCCUCUCCUUCUCCCUCUUGGGAUUUUUAUUAUUAUUAUUUUUCUACAUCAUAAAUCUUUAGUUCCAUUGAAUUAAAUAUAAUUUAUUAGGCUAUAUUAGAAAAAAAGAACACAAGCUAAAUUUUUCAUAAUCUUUUCCUGAAUGUUUAAAUUACAUUUGGUUAAUCAUUUUAUGUCAACUGAGGAUAAAACCUUUCAACUAAAGAAAUGGCAUCAAACUAAUUUUGAAGCUGUAAAUUAAUGCAGUGACAUGUUAUGAAGUGGAUCCAUGUGACAUGAUGAUGCCACACACAACUACUCAAUGUUCUCUUUUGUUCCUUGAAUUAUAGACUUCUGAAGUGUUUGGAUAAUUAAUGCCGUAGAAAAAUGGGUCAGGAUUUUGCAUGUAAAA